AUGAUCAAUGCCGCGAGCAGGGAUGCCAUGCACUACAACGGCACUGAAGGCAUCGCCGGGUCGGUCUUCCUGCAAGGCUACGGCCAGAUCGAUGUCGUCUCUGACAUUGGCAACAUUCCGUUACCGGACGAAUCCUUCGACUUGGUAAUUUGUACGGACGUGCUCGAACACGUGCUCAAUCCAAAGAGAGCGAUGCACGAGAUGGGCCGCCUUUUGAAACCAGGUGGUAUGGUGCUGCUGCAGGUGCCAUUCGGAGGAGCCCUCCACAACCUGCCACAUCACUAUUUCGCCGGCUUCACCCACAAGUGGUUCGAGGAGGUGGCGUCGGCUGCCUCCUUGGAGGUAGCCUGGGGCUAUCACUUUGAAACCCUCGCACGACGGCUGCAGCGAUCGCUUCAGAGUGAGGAAUGCCUGAGCGGCAUCUUUGGUGGAAAGCAAGCCGCGGCCUGGCGAACGCAUGUAACGGAUGAGCUCCCACACAUUCUGGAGCACCUCCGGGUGUGCCAGAGCAACCCGGAAGGCCCCUGGUUUGGGAUAAAGCGGCUUUGUGUUAAACAGAGUUGUCGGAUGUUCGUUGGUUGUUGA
Messenger RNA from Symbiodinium sp. CCMP2592, 585 nucleotides. NCBI's taxonomy places the organism in Eukaryota, Dinophyceae, Suessiales, Symbiodiniaceae. The record is from the annotation of a GenBank genome assembly.